UGGAGGAUCCAUCCACCAAAAUCUCCCAUCUUUUUGGAUUUCGCUCAGUCAAUAAAUCAUUAGGAUUUCCAUGUUCUUCAUCCACCUCCAUCAUUUCUUCUGCGUAUUCAUCUUCUUCUAUUGGAAAUUCUGUAAGAAAAUCUGCGAUAACUUGAGAUUUGGGUGAAGAUAAAAUUUCAUAGCCAAUCUCAUAAUUUCCUAAUUGUGCAUUCCACCUCUCUAUUCUUCCUGACCUCUUCGAAUUCUUCAUUGCAUUUUCAAUUGGAACUCUUGUUAAUACUUUAAUUUUGUGAGCUUGAAAAUAGAUGUGAAGCUUGAAUGAUGCAUAUACCAGUGCGAGAAUCAGCUUUUCGAUUUUUGAAUAAUUUUUUUCUGCGGAAUUAUAUGUUUUGCUUAUGUAUUAUAUCGGUUUUUGUACACCUUCAUCUGAUCGUAACAGUACUGCACUUAAUGCAUGAGAUGUUGAUGCUAGAUACAAUAACAGUUCUUCCCCCUGCUUCUCCUUUUGCAUAAUGGAUAAGUUUACCAGAUAAUAUUUUAUACUUUGCAAUGCUUUGUCACACUCCAUUGUCCAUCCAAAUUUGGUUCCCUUCUUUAAUAUAUUGAAAAAUUGUUUGCAUUUGUCCGAAGAUCUUGCAAUGAAUCUUCCCAAUGAUGCCAUCAAUCCAUUUAACUUUUGAACAUCUUUGACUGUCGCAGGUGGUGGCAUAUCUCUAAUCGCAUGUACCUUCUCUGGAUCAACUUGUAUUCCCUCCUUGGAUAUAAUAUAGCCUAAGAAUUUUCAUGAUGAUACACCAAUUAUACAUUUUUCUGGAUUUACUUUAAUAUUGAAUGUUCGCAUCUGUUCAGAUAUUGCUCGCAAAUCAUCAACAUGAUCUUUCGCCUCUUUGCUUUUAAUUAGCAUAUCAUCUACAUAGACUUCCAAUGUUUUAUGUAUCCAUUUUUCGAAUACUUUCUGCACCAUUCUUUGAUAAGUCGCACCGGCAUUCUUCAACCCAAACGGCAUUUUCGUGUAACAAUAUAAACCUCCUGGUGCAAAGAAAGCGGUGUUUUCUUGAUCUUCUUCUGCCAAAGGAAUUUGAUUAUAGCCUUUAUACCCAUCUAACAUUGUGACUCUAUCAUUCCCUGAUGCUGAUUCCACCAUUUGAGGUAUAUCGGGUAAAGAUUUUGGGGCAAAACCAAAUAAUGGAACGGAUUCGACGAAACCUUUCUUACAAGCAUGGAGUUUAGCUUGCAGGUCUGUAGCACCAGCAACAAUGUGGAUACCUCGUGGAACUUAUUUGGUUAACACAAUAGCUUUUAGUGGUCCUUGUAAAAGUGCAAGAGUUACAGUUCAAAUUGAUGGUAAAAUUCAGGCGCCUCCUAGGAAUUAUUGGGACAUUGGUAAUUACGGCAAUUGGGUUUUAUUCCAAGGAAUCGAUGGUUUAACCAUUAACUGUGGGAUUCUGGAUGCACGCGGAUCUCAGUUGUGGGAUUGCAAGAGAUCUGGUGCAAAUUGUCCACAGGGUGUUACGUCGCUGACGUUCAACAGUAUCAAAAAUGGGAUAGUCAGCGGUAUUGUAUCUGUUGAUAGCCAAAGGGCUCAUAUGGCUAUCAAUGGUUGCAAUAAUAUGAAGGUUAGGAAGGUGAUUCUUAUUGCACCUGAUCAAAGUCCUAACACAGAUGGUAUAGACAUACAAUCAUCAACUGGUGUAACAAUCAUUGAUUCAAGUAUCAGAACAGGUGAUGAUUGUAUUGCAAUUGGUCCUGGGACCAAAAAUCUACUGGUUCAACGCGUAGCAUGUGGCCCUGGACACGGAAUUAGUAUUGGAAGUUUGGCCAGAAAUCCGAAUGAAGCAGGGGUGGAAGGAAUUACAGUUAAGGAUGUAACCUUCACAGGAUCAGAUAAUGGAUUACGGAUCAAAACAUGGCCGAAGCCAAGUGAUGGUUUUGUAAAGAACGUUCUUUAUGAGAAUAUCAUUAUGAAUAAUGUUCGGAACCCUAUCAUUAUCGAUCAGAUUUAUUGCCCCGGUACCAAGGGCUGCUCUGACCAGAAUUCUGGAGUCAAGAUUACUGGGGUGACAUACUUAAAUAUAAGUGGAACAUCUGCAACACCAAUUGCCAUUAGAUUUCAUUGUAGUGCAACUACCCCGUGCAGCGGAAUCAAAUUACACAAUGUUAAUCUCACUUAUUCAAAACAACCUGCCAAGGCCUUUUGUUUCAGCACCCUUGGAACAUCUUCAGUGGGACAACUUGGAGCGUCCUUAUCAGUAGGACAACUCGGAACAUCGUUAUCAGUAGGACGACCUUCUCCUGGAAGUUGUUUCUAGUAAAAAACAGUUGUGUUAAUAUGUUGUUGAUCGAGUGUACACAUCCAUUUGCAACAUAAACUACCACUUGCCUUAAACGUAAUAUAAAUUCAUGUACACAUGCAUAAAACUAAUUAAUACUAAUAACCAACCUAGAAGAAUAUGUGAACCCCCACAAGCAUCCGUACUGCAAAUAUAUUGAGGAGAAAGAGAAGUAUCCCCAUUUGCAAAUCCACCAACCUGGAGUAGUUCAUUUGUCACAGUUCCUCCGUUCAAAAGUCGCACCUGAAACUGUCAAUGCCAACGAAGCUACCAUCCUGCAUCUGACCGUCUCAAACCUCCGAUUUAAACUUAUAAGUUGACUUCUUGGUUUUUGGUUUAACGAUUA
Papaver somniferum (opium poppy) is the source of this 2676-nucleotide messenger RNA. Its product is annotated as polygalacturonase-like. The record is from RefSeq and is a predicted model, not a curated record. Gene Ontology annotation, biological process: carbohydrate metabolic process. The coding region runs from base 1257 to 2309 and encodes 350 amino acids. The transcript is spliced from 5 exons. Gene Ontology annotation, molecular function: polygalacturonase activity. NCBI's taxonomy places the organism in Eukaryota, Viridiplantae, Streptophyta, Magnoliopsida, Ranunculales, Papaveraceae.